This is a messenger RNA of Myiozetetes cayanensis, 1342 nucleotides long. Its product is annotated as HLA class II histocompatibility antigen, DR alpha chain-like. The record is from RefSeq and is a predicted model, not a curated record. Lineage: Eukaryota; Metazoa; Chordata; Aves; Passeriformes; Tyrannidae. The coding region runs from base 90 to 860 and encodes 256 amino acids. Gene Ontology annotation, cellular component: MHC class II protein complex; membrane. Gene Ontology annotation, biological process: positive regulation of T cell activation; peptide antigen assembly with MHC class II protein complex; antigen processing and presentation of exogenous peptide antigen via MHC class II. The transcript has 4 exons. Gene Ontology annotation, molecular function: MHC class II protein complex binding.
UGAGCCCCCCGCCCCAGCUCCCCCAGUUCGCCGCCGCUUUCCUGGGAGCCACAUCGACUCUUCCCGGUGUCCCGGUGUCCCGAGAGGCCAUGGAUGGAGCUCGGAGUGUCCCCCUGAUGCCUCUGCUGCUGCUGGGGCUGACCCUGCCCGCGGCUUGGGGGGUCCAAGUGUCCCACCAGAUCAUCCAGACGGAAUACUACCAAAAAUCCCUGGAUUCCUCGGUGGAAGAGGGCGGCGAGUUCAUGUUCGACUUCGACGGCGACGAGAUUUUCCACGUGGAGCGGGAGCAGACGGUCUGGAGGCUCCCGGAAUUCCAGGAAUUCGCCAGUUUCGAGGCGCAGGGGGCGCUGCAGAAUAUCGCGAUAGACAAGCAGAACCUGGAGAACUCCAUGAAGGCUUCCAACAAUUCCCGAAUCCCCAGCGUGCCCCCGGAGACCGCGGUGUUCCCCAAGCACGCGCUGCAGCUGGACGAGCCCAACGUGCUCAUCUGCUACGUCAGCAAGUUCUGGCCCCCCGUGUCCUCCAUCUCCUGGCUCCGGAACGGCCUCCCGGUGUCCGAGGGGGUGCUGGAGACGGUGUUUUAUCCCGGGCCCGACAACACCUUCCGGAAAUUCUCCUACCUGCCCUUCAUCCCCCGCCGCGGGGACUACUACGACUGUCGAGUGAGGCACGAGGGGCUCGCCCAGCCCAGCAAGACUCACUGGGAGCCCCAGGUGCCCCCUCCCGUGUCCGAGACCCUGGGGACGGUGAUCUGCGCCCUGGGAUUGGCCUUCGGCAUCGUCGGCAUCGCCUCCGGCACCGUCCUCUUCCUCCGCGCCCGCAGGAUGAAGCGGGGCCGCCUCGCGGGGGGGAUGCUCUAAAAGGGGGGUCCCCCAAAGAAACCCCCAAAAUCUCUCUCCCACCCCCACCCCACCCUGCCCUUUUCUCUGCUUGGCAUCCCCAGGGAUCCGGAGGGAUCCAAUGGGAAUUUCCUGCCCUCCUACUGCUUGUCCCCCCUCCCCGAAGUGACCCCAAAGAGCGACCCCAAAAUGACCUAAAAGUGAUCCCAAAGAGUGACUAUGAAGUGACCCCGAAAGGACCCCCAAAUAACCCCAAAUUGUGACCCCGAGGGGACUCUGAAGGGAGACCCUGAAGGGACCCCAAAGUGACCCCAAAAUGAAUCCAAAGAGUGACCCCAAAAUAACCGCAAAGGGACCCCGGUGUGACCCCAAAUUGUGACCCCAAAGGGACCCCAAAGUGUGACCCCAAAUUGUGACCCUAAAAGUGACCCCAAUAAAGCGAGGAAGGGGGGAGGGGAAAGGGGUGAUCCCGAAUUCCUCCCCGCUUUUGGAAUGUGACAGCA